AUGAUAAAUGGAAGAAAUAAAUACAAUACAAGCGGAUAUGAUCAUGAUUUACAAUUAUUAAACAACAUUUAUUUCACAUUAAUCAAUUGUCUACGGCGAUAUGGUCGUCGACGUUUAUGUAUUCCAUGUUUCUUUUUUGUAAUAUUAUGUUUUAAUUUACAAAUACUUAAUCGAAAACCAAAUGUUCAUGAAGAACAUAUAGAUCGAUCAGUGCCGUGUAAUCAAUCGAGUAUUCGCAAACAUUUUAUGAAUAAUCUAAGACCUGAGGAAUUAUUCACACAAAAUCUUAGUCAACCAUCUUUUACAUAUGAAAUAUCUAAUGAAAAUUUUUGUUCAUUAUCUGUUCCACAUGCUCUUAUUUUUGUUAUUUCGAAAUCAACUAAUUUUGGUUCACGUAAUGCUAUUCGUCGUACAUGGGGUGAUUUUACGCAAUUAAAUUCUAUAGAAAAAUUUGCAAAUCUUAAACUUAAACUUUUAUUUCUUAUUGAUAUUGAUGCAAUGUUUAUUCAAAAUGUCAAUCUUGAACAAUCACUCUAUCAUGAUCUUGUUCAAGUUCGUUUACCACAACAUUAUUCAUUAUCAACAUAUCGUGAUAUGGCUAUAUUAGAUUGGACAGAAACAUAUUGUUCUCAAGCAUUAUUAACAAUUAAAAGUGAUGAUGAUGUUUUUCUAAAUAUGUAUCUUGUAGCGAAUGUUUUAACAUAUAUUAUUACAAAUACAACUAUAUCUACAGAAAAAAUAGAAUGUAAACAUGUUGAAAAUUUAAAUUCAAUGGCAGUUAUUUAUGGUUUUAAAUUUCAGCAUGCACAUGUUGUUCGACAUGCAGCUGAUUUAGCGCCUGAAGAAGCUCGUUAUAUUAUAACUGAUAAUGAAUAUCCAUGUACACAUUAUCCUGAUUUUAUGAGUGGUUUUGGUUAUAUUAUUAAUCGAAAUGCACGUUUAAAACUUCUUUGUGCUUUUUUUCGACAUCAAAAAUCUUUUCAUUUAUCUGAUGUUUAUAUAACCGGUAUUUUAGCAGAAUAUUUGAAUAUUCAACGGCAACAUUUACGUUUUAAAAUAAAUUAUGAAUCUGCAGAUGAGUGUGUCGUCUUUUUUAAUCAAAAAAAUGCGUAUGCAUGUGCAUCUUCAUUACAUUAUAAAGAACAAACAUCGUCAUUAUUAAAAGAUGUUUAUAUUUUUGAAAGAUUCUAUACUUACUGGAAACGUGUACAUCAAAAUCAACGGUUAUUUAUAAAUUACGAUAGUUUCUUCUAG
This is a messenger RNA of Adineta steineri, 1254 nucleotides long. The record is from the annotation of a GenBank genome assembly. Lineage: Eukaryota; Metazoa; Rotifera; Eurotatoria; Adinetida; Adinetidae.